AUGGAGAAAUACUUGGAAUAUCUUAAGGGUAGAAUUAUAUGUCGAAAUAAUGUUAUUAAACAGCUGUAUUCUUUAAUUGGUUAUUUGGAUGAACCAAUGCCUUAUAGCAUAUUUGUGUAUGGUCAUGUAGCAACUGGAAAAUCUUUAGUAGUGCAAAAUAUGCUUUCCUUUUUAAAAUAUAAUACUGCCAUUAUUAAUUGUAUUGAACAUGUGAAUAGCAAGCACAUAUUCAAUUACAUAUUAAAUGAUUUAUCUUCAAACUCAAAUAAGAUUGCAGUCAGUGCUAAACUGCAACACAAAUGCGAUAACAUUGUAGAUUUUGUAACAAAUCUUAGAGAAAUUUCCAUGAAUGAUACUCGUCCGAUUAUGAUUGUGUUUGAUAAAUGCGAAAAACUGAGAGACAUUGAUUCCAAUUUGCUACCUAUGUUUUCAAGAUUGCAAGAAUUAUCAAAAAUUAAUGUUUGCGUAAUAUUUAUAAGUGAAUUAGUAUGGGAAAAGUUUCGUGUAAAAAUCGGUAGUUACGAACCGAUUAAAAUUCAUUUUUCUCAGUACAUGCAAAACGAAUUUUCUAAAAUAUUACUUAAAUACAAGUCAUGCAAUUACGAAGAUACAUUUUACAAAAACUAUGUAAAUUUAUUUCUCUCUGUGUUUCUACGAUUCUGUCGAGAUCUUAAUGAACUUCGUUACAUGGCCAAGAUAAAUUUUUCUAAGUACAUACAACCUAUCGAAACAGAUGAAUCUAAAAAGGAUGAUACUGCCAUGCUGUGGAGGAACAUUUCCACUGUUUUCAAAACAAAUUUAGAACUUAUUUAUCUACGAGUUUCAUCAGAAGAUUUUUCAAAACAUAGCCAAUUAUCCAAAGAAAUUGAAUCGACAACAAAAUUGGCAUUAAGUUUUGAGUUACCGUAUUAUGCAAAGUACAUAUUAAUUGCUUCGUAUCUUGCGUCAUAUAAUCCUGCCAAAGAAGACAAACAUCUCUUUAUGAAACAAAAGGUUAAGAGAAAAAGAAAAAAUGUUGUCAAGAAAACGGCGUCAAAAUUUGGUGUUAACUGCGGCCCGCACAACUUUCCAAUUUCUAGAAUGCUUGCUAUUUUUUGUACGAUUCUUGACGAGAAAGUUGAUAUAAAUGCCAGUUUACUGGCUCAGAUUCCAUCAAUGUGUCAACUUGGGUUAUUAAGUUUUGUAGGAAAUUAUAGUUUGGAUGAAUCGAAACUUAAGUGUUGCGUAUCCUACGAUUUUAUUCUCGUAAUAGCUAAAACUGUUGGAUUUACCAUACAGAACUACAUACACAGUUUCACGCACUAAACACUCUACAUUUUUCGCGAAACAUAUUACUGUAUAAGCAAAUUAUCAGUGUGCAGA
Dufourea novaeangliae is the source of this 1362-nucleotide messenger RNA. It is a transcript of the gene Orc5, whose product is annotated as origin recognition complex subunit 5. Gene Ontology annotation, biological process: DNA replication; DNA replication initiation. The record is from RefSeq and is a predicted model, not a curated record. Lineage: Eukaryota; Metazoa; Arthropoda; Insecta; Hymenoptera; Halictidae. The transcript has a single exon. Gene Ontology annotation, molecular function: DNA replication origin binding. Gene Ontology annotation, cellular component: nuclear origin of replication recognition complex; nucleus. The coding region runs from base 1 to 1305 and encodes 434 amino acids.